This is a messenger RNA of Saccharomyces mikatae IFO 1815, 2874 nucleotides long. It is a transcript of the gene CRT10, whose product is annotated as Crt10p. The coding region runs from base 1 to 2874 and encodes 957 amino acids. Gene Ontology annotation, molecular function: protein binding. The transcript has a single exon. The record is from RefSeq and is a predicted model, not a curated record. NCBI's taxonomy places the organism in Eukaryota, Fungi, Ascomycota, Saccharomycetes, Saccharomycetales, Saccharomycetaceae.
AUGCCCUCUCAGCUGCCCAAUGAAACUGACGACCCAUUUACGAAGUGGUUAAAGUCUCGUGCCAUUAUCCAAAGGACUGUAUCGACGAGAGAGUGUUUUGAUUAUGAAGUAUUUUUAGCUUCUGGCGGCUGGAAUAUAACCAACGAGAUGGUGACAUUAAGAAAAUACUACCAACUCAAAUGGUCGAACUCAAGUUACAACUGGUUUCACCCAAAGACUGUUGACUUCAUAAAGGAACGACUACACAACUUAGAAAAACAUGACUCCUCAUGGAAAAUUCCGAACAUUUCCCAUUCAUCCAAAAAAAUAUUCGUGGAGGAUAUCAAAUCUGCGUUCUCAAACUUAGAACCUGUCUGGGGUCCAGCAAGGCUCUUAAAUCCAGCUGAGUUACUGUUACCACAAGACGAGAAAUUGCUCGUACAAGAGAUACCACUAGAAUUUGGACCUUUUCAGUACACGAAUAGGUUUGCGUAUGGUGGUUUGCAAUUCAAGAACAACUUAUUUGUUACAUAUGGGAGUUAUUCCUUCUUGGCUGCUGGCCAAUGCAUUGAAGUCCAUAAUUUUGAUGUACUAUUGAACGGUUCGUCACUAGAAAUUUGCCAUGCUCUGUUGCCUGUGAUAAUACCGGAUGACAGAGACGCAAGAACUUCACAUAACUCCUCACAUGUGAAAUUCAAGGAUACACAGUUUAACAGCAUUCCAGAACUAUCCUCUAUCAACUUUUUGAAGAUUUGUAACUUCAUGCAUCAAGAUUUUCUCUUGACGUGUGGUGAUAAUGGAGUUGUUUAUAUUUGGGAAAUCAACAAAAUUAUCAAAAUAUUCAAUAAAUUUACUUCAGAUAUGCUAGGUGGUACAAAUAACAGUCGAGAAAGAUACAUAAACGUAGAUCCAUAUAUGGUGUUAAGAGUAGAGGAAUCCUGUUGGAGUGUUGAUGUAAUAGAUAUAAGUGGUAUUAUAUACAUCGCUGUGGGACAUAAUAAGCCUGGUGUCACAGUCUUUGCAUUCGAUAAAGAUAUAAAGAAGGAAAGGAGAUAUAUUCGCCCUUUAGAUCUUCCUUCAUCCCAUAACGUUCCCUGUGUUAAUUUUGUUCCGAAUUCAAAAGAUUCUAAUGGAUACAUUGCAUUAAGUUACUGUUCUAUAUUUGGAAACGUCGUUACCAUUAAAUUGAAGGAGUAUGAUUCCAUGAUUUUGACGAACUUCCUUGAUACCCAGUUUUUUGGAGAGGACCUGUGGACAAUAACACCAUUGACAAAUAAAGAUUUUGUAAAAGUGGAUAAUUUUGAAUCGCUAAAUCUUAACUAUCAAGAAGGUUUCAAGGAGAAUAAGCUAUAUUCAAUUUGUCGAGAUGAUUUCUUGCUUGGAUAUUACUGCGAUAACGCCUAUCUCUCGGGAAAUUUCGGUAUUGGUACAUUACUCAAUCAAUUUCAGGUUCCUGUAACUGACCUACGGCUGACUUCUUCAGAAGGAAUACCAGAUGAAGUUAUGCUAUUGAGAUUUACCUCAUUCGAUAGAGACUAUACGACAGCUGGUUCAAUAAAAUACGAACACAGUAGAGAGGAAUUUGCGCUUAUUCUACAUGCUGGUGACUUAGGUGAUAUGAAUGAUAGAGUAACAAAAAUCCUUUCAUGUGAACAUUUACAACAAUGGACAUUUUGGGAUAAUUUUGGUUACAAAAAUUAUCCAGCUAAUGAUCGUGGAUUUUCGAAGUACAGAGAUAUUAUCAGCACAUUUCCACAACUUAUAAUACCCAAUGGAAGAAAUAAAUCGUCACAAUAUCAGAGUGCUUCUGACAGAAAAACUUGUGAGCCGUUCACUUACAAGCUUACAGAUAUAGAAAACGAUAUUGAAGAGAUGUCUAGGGAGUUUAAUCGAAGUAUUCGAAAUUUGAAAAUGGAUAAACAAAGACAACUACAAACUUCGAAAGAAUUUAAAUCGCUAAGUUCAGUAAAUCACUUACCGAUUAUUGAAUCUGGCAAUUUUCUAUGGUACAACACUGAUGCUGCAGCCGAUUGGAGAACACUUUUUGGCAAGGAUUUGAGCACAGUUUUAAGGAACCCGGAGAUUUGUAGUAGCGCUCAACUGAACUGGGCAGAGGAUGAUGGAGUCAACAGCGACCCUGAAAAUGAAGAAUCUGCCAACAACUUGACAAGUUUCCAACGCAGGUACAGGGAGACUGAACAGCGUGUUCACCUGAAAUCAGAUUCACAAAAUUCUUGGGGGUUUCAUAAUUACGUCAGAAACGUCAAAAGAUUAUUGGAGUCAGUUGUGCCAGGCUCAGAAGAUUCGCCCCUUGGGUAUCAACUAUCUGAAAUGCAUUAUGACUUUUUCUUCCUAACCACAGCAAAUAGGUUGGUGCUGAUGAAAGCGUAUCCGCUCAUAAUUAUAUCAGCGACACCUCACGAGAUUUUUCCUCUCGAUGGUGUCGUGUCAUGUACCUCGAAGUCUUUACUGCAGGCAUUGAACAGAAUAAAUUUUGUGUGUCACAUCAAGGAACUAAAUUGUAUAGCUGUAGCCUCACAACUGGGUCUUAUUUCGUUACUAAGAUUAACAGAGUACAGAGGUAUCUAUUCGUUUCGACAAGAGUACAUUCUUGGAUGGGAAGUCCAAGACCCUGUUAACCCUAGUCUAGAGUGCAAGUGCAAUAGAAACUUGUUUGAUGCGCGUAUUCACGGUGUGGAUGGAGAGAACUCAAACACGUACUGCGGUGUGUGCGAUGUAUAUUUUCCCAUGGGUGAUAUAUGCGGUCUAGAUUACACUUACACAGCUGGCGGCGAAGACUUGAAGCAUAAGGGAUAUGCCACCCUUUAUGUAGCGUCAAGAGGCACCUUAAGAGCGUUUAAGAUCACCACUGAGCAUGAAAAUACUCAGUUAUAG